Stomoxys calcitrans (stable fly) is the source of this 1882-nucleotide messenger RNA. RefSeq lists its product as uncharacterized. The transcript has 2 exons. The record is from RefSeq and is a predicted model, not a curated record. Lineage: Eukaryota; Metazoa; Arthropoda; Insecta; Diptera; Muscidae. Bases 241 to 1128 code for a protein of 295 amino acids.
UGCCAAACCUUGUUCCUACCUGGUCCCCCUAAUCUACUUUCUAAGUUUCGCAGCUAUUUGCAUUUGCAUACACCCACAUACCUCAUACUUUAUAUGUGUGUGUGUGUGUGUCUCUCUUUGUACUAAAGAUGUCUCGCUUUCAGCAGCCUUGUGUACUCCGUCGGCCUUUUCCUUUUCUUUUUCCUAUUUCAAACUUACUUAUUAUCUGGGCUUCAACCACUGCUGUUCUUCCUGAUUAUCAUGCCCAAGUAUACCAAAGAGACACAAAGGAAGUCAUCCGCGGUUCCCUACAAGAAGGAAAAAUACGAUUGCCGUAUCUGUCACCGGUCUCAUGCCCUACGAUCUUGCCAAAGGUUUUUGGAAAUGAAAAUGGCAGAUCGUUUGGAAGCAGUUCGAAGGCAUAGUUACUGCUUCAACUGUCUGGCUCAUGACCACUUGGUGGUAUCCUGCUCUAGCAGUCACCGGUGUCACCACUGCAAAAAGAGCCAUCAUACCCUCCUCCACGUCGAUCCGAAACUACGGGAUGCCCUUCUUAAGAGCGAUCGGAAGCAAUCGCGUCCCAACACUCCUGAGCGGAAGUCAAAGGAUUCGUGCCCACCGAGGGAUUUUUCGCCAUCACCGUCUUCUAAGCAGAGGACAUCUCUUUCGGCUAUUCUUCGACAGAACAGCAUUGUGUUGCUUCCUACGGUGCUCGUUAAGGUAAAAGGCAAGUCUGAACGAUCCACAGCCCGGUGCCUUCUCGACUCGGGGUCUCCGGUGAGCAGGAUCUCCAAGAGAUUGGUAGAUUCGUUGGCGCUCACGACAUUGAGCCUGAAAGAGGAGACCAUAUGCCCACUUCGCCUGACCUCCAGAUUCGACGAAACGGUAACCAUUGAAGGCACAUUUCGUGUGAGUACCCGCAUUUCAACGGUGACGCCAGCUGAAUCGCUUCCGGAAUCAUUUAAAAGACAUUUCCCCCACUUAUUCUUUGCGGAUUCGAAAUUUUUCAAAUCGGCCCCGGUGGAUAUUGUAAUUGGUGUCGAUCUUUAUCCCAGGGUCAUCGCAGAGGGUGUAUACGCCCAGAAUGGUUUGCCUACGGCACAAAGUACUAUUUUUGGUUGGGUGAUCUAUGGUGUCUGUUCGCACUGAGCGCACUACAGCGUUCUCAUUAUUCUUCGGUAUCAAUGAAUUUAAUCCAAACUGAAUAAAAGAGUUAUGAAAUGCACUGUUGAUUUUUACUUUACUAGCGAAGCACAAGCUCUAUCUUUUAAACAGGUCCAUUGAGCGGUUUGAUUCAUAGAAGGAUGUCCACUACUGACAAGCUUGCCUUUUCCAUGUACCAGCUGGAUCCUGAUGAGGGAGUGAUCCUUUGGCUAUUCUACGGAGCUAUACAACUAUUAUGUCAACAUUUCCUUUCCUUACUAGAGUAAUUAAAUUCAUAACUAGAGUAAUUAGAUUCAUAACGUCCGUUUUCAUAGAGUUUUCAAUUAUAUUCCGUGCGAGUAAUUGUAAGCUGGUGCGAGUACACACAGUUGCAUUUUUCCUUUUUUUUUAUUGCAGGUGUACUGCAAGGGGGCCGGUAAUGUUAAUGCCAAACCUUGUUCCUACCUGGUCCCCCUAAUCUACUUUCUAAGUUUCGCAGCUAUUUGCAUUUGCAUACACCCACAUACCUCAUACUUUAUAUGUGUGUGUGUGUGUGUCUCUCUUUGUACUAAAGAUGUCUCGCUUUCAGCAGCCUUGUGUACUCCGUCGGCCUUUUCCUUUUCUUUUUCCUAUUUCAAACUUACUUAUUAUCUGGGCUUCAACCACUGCUGUUCUUCCUGGUAAGAGUUUCGUUCAAUCUCCAAUUCAGAGCUUUCUUUUCCAUCCAAUAAAGAGAUAAUUGUAAAUUCCCAAUUUCUAA